This is a messenger RNA of Thalassophryne amazonica, 2802 nucleotides long. RefSeq names its product synaptotagmin VIIa (gene syt7a). Gene Ontology annotation, molecular function: clathrin binding; calcium ion binding; calcium-dependent phospholipid binding. Gene Ontology annotation, biological process: regulation of dopamine secretion; regulation of calcium ion-dependent exocytosis; cellular response to calcium ion. NCBI's taxonomy places the organism in Eukaryota, Metazoa, Chordata, Actinopteri, Batrachoidiformes, Batrachoididae. Gene Ontology annotation, cellular component: membrane; synapse; axon. Bases 203 to 2482 code for a protein of 759 amino acids. The record is from RefSeq and is a predicted model, not a curated record. The transcript has 8 exons.
UGGAGAAAGGCAACUGGGCUAAUUAAACAGCAUUUAUGUUGGGGAGGAGUAGACACGACCACCUGAGCGAGGGAGGAGGCAGGCAGUAGGACUUGGUUGGCUGUUGGAAUGUCUCUCGAGGUACAGCAUGUGUUUAAAAGAGAAAGAAGAGAGAAACGACAGGCUAUCACAGAUGGAAAAUGCUGACAGAUGAGUAGAGGAAAUGGGUGUCUCUCAGCAGAGGCUAAAACCUUCACCAGGAAGGCUCCAAUGCUACAAAACCGCGACGCAGACACCCAGGCGCGGUCGCGUAGCGCCGACCCGCUCCACGGCCGUACGGACAGUGCACAUUCGACUGCUGCCUGCACGGAACGCGGCUUCACGCAAACUGCAUGCACAGACUGGACAGACACGCAGGCCACACGUGCAUCCGGCGCAGACUCGCGGGGCGAUCUCCCAGCCGGCGCUCUGCUGCCCGGCGCAGCAGUACACUGCGCACAGCGACCACUCAGGCUGCACGUUCUACUGCUAUUUCUGCUACUGCUGUUACUGCUGCUGCCUCACGUUGCUGUCUUUUUCUCUUCUCCUUCUUCUGUCUCCACCCCCUAAUACUCCUCCCUCUGACUCCUCUGAUUUGUCUUCAAAUGCCAUGCGUCCUGCUCCCACCUCACCCCCGCCAUCAUCAAUUUCUUGUUUGGAUGAUCUUUCCUGCAUCUCUACUGAUGUCAACGUGACUUCUGCUGUUCAUCCCUGCUGCUGCCCUGUGCCGCCUCGACUCAUCCCUGGCGACUCUUUCUCACAUUCCCGUGUGUCACCUCCACAAUCUACUGACCAUAUCAUCUCUCACCAUGGCUCCAUUUUUGCAUCUUCUGUGGCCUCCUCUUCAUCUCACUCCUCCCUGACCUGUGAUUCCUUACGCUCUCUCCAUCAUCCCAUCCUCUGCUGGCCGUGGCCUUCUUCUCGGUCCCUUUCCUCCCUACUCCUCUGUCCUCCCAGCUUUGGGGAUCCCGUCUUAUCCUAUGCAUCCACUUUGGAGCACGUUCCCACUGGGCCAGCCCGGCCUCGGACGCUGUUGCGCCAGCAGAGUCUUCAGCAGCCUCUCAUCCAUCCGUCAGCCCCUGUUCUUAGCCAGCCUCCCACCACAUCCCAGAGCCUGGGACAGUUGCACACUGCACCUUGCCAACCUGGGGGAGGCGGGGUUGCUGGGAGAGGCGAGGGAGGUGGCACUAAUGCUGAGGGUGGGGGGACAAGUACACGAGGUGGCCCAAGGGCUGUACGUGGCGGCCCAGCGGGAGCAGGUGCCUCUCGCUACAGGGGAAGAGGAGCAGGAGGGCGUUCACGUGCCAGUCCUGGCAGUUGGGAUUACAUGAUGGACCAGAUCCGAAAUCGAGGCCUGGAUGUCAAGUCUUUCCUUGAAGGGAAGCUGGUGGUCCUGGCUUUGGCCAUCGGUGUGGCUGAGCAAGAUGACUUUGCCAAUAUCCCUGACCUGCAGGAAACAGCGCAGGCAGCACCAGCCAAUCAGGACCCUCCUCCUGAAACGAGGGGCAACAAGCCAGUUAAUAGCCCCAAGGGCCAACACUCUGAUGCUGAUGGCCACUCCUCAGUAACUGACCUGGCCAACUCUCUCACUGGAGACAUGGUGAUGCUUUCUCCGGGUUCAGAGGACGAUGACGGUGAAGGGCCUAUUAGUGAGAAGCUGGGUCGGAUCCAGUUCAGCAUCGGCUACAGCUUCCAGAACACAACCCUGACUGUCAAACUUCUCAGAGGCCAGGACCUCCCAGCCAAGGACUUCUCUGGUACCUCUGACCCCUUUGUCAAAAUCUACCUGCUGCCAGAUAAGAAGCAUAAGUUGGAGACAAAGGUCAAGAGGAAGAACCUCAACCCUCACUGGAAUGAAACCUUUUUGUUUGAAGGCUUCCCUUAUGAGAAGGUGAGGGAGCGCACCCUUUACCUUCAGGUGUUGGACUAUGACCGAUUCAGCAGGAACGACCCCAUUGGAGAGGUGUCAAUCCCUCUUAACAAGGUGGAGCUGGGCCAGAUAAAGACCUUCUGGAAGGAGCUCAAGCCCUGCAGUGAUGGCAGUGGGAGACGAGGAGACCUGCUGGUGUCUCUCUGCUAUAAUCCUACUGCUAACACCAUCACUGUGAACAUCAUCAAGGCGCGCAAUCUCAAAGCCAUGGAUAUUGGGGGCACCUCAGAUCCCUAUGUGAAGGUGUGGCUGAUGCACAAGGACAAGCGUGUUGAGAAGAAAAAGACAGUAGUGAUGAAACGCUGUUUGAACCCCAUCUUCAAUGAGUCCUUCCCCUUUGACGUGCCCGCCCAUGUGCUGAGGGAGACCACCAUCAUCAUCACUGUCAUGGACAAGGACAGGCUCAGCCGCAAUGACGUUAUUGGCAAGAUCUACCUAUCAUGGAAGAGUGGACCUGCAGAGGUGAAGCACUGGAAAGACAUGCUCGCUCGGCCGCGUACUAACGUGGCUCAGUGGCACGCUCUCAAAGCCUGAUGGCACCACCCACCUUCCUCCUCGACCCCUUCCAGUCUCCUCUUCCCCUCUCUGCCCAAUCCUGUCCUUAUGCACAAGACUGACUUGCUGCCAGGCUGCGAAACACGGGUACAAUUAGCCAUCUGCUCUCUUAAACCUUUAAAGUCUUUUCUCUUCUUUCAAAACUCUCUUAACUGUUCUCCAACUCUUCUCUCUUGUUCUGCUCCUCCUCAUACAGCUGUGUUUUAAUUUUUGACUUGUGCCACCUUGCCAAUCAUCCCCUUGUUUCUGACUGUCUGUUUGUAUGUCUGUCCUUAUGCACUUAGCCUGUGGAGGUCUGA